AUGAAACUUCCUCGAGCUCCAUUACGGAGCUUUGGUCCUCGUCUACCCCUCCGAGCUGUCUCUACAAGAAACAUAUCAACGAUAGGACUUACACCGACCAAACCUUACCGAGCGUUGCCUUCAAGUAUACCGGUUACCCGCCGAACGUAUGCCGUCUCCGCCUCCGAUCUCCGAUUCGGACAACCCGUCCACGAAACACAUCCUCAUAUCCUAAAAGCCGGCGAGCUUACACCGGGCAUUACAGCACAAGAGUACCAUGACCGUCGAGCCGCCCUUGCACACUCCAUGACAGAUGGAAGUGUUGCUGUUCUACAUGCCGCAUCUUUACAGUACAAGUCCGGUGCUGUCUUCCAUGCCUACCGACAAGAGUCCAACUUCCUAUAUCUUACAGGAUGGAUGGAAGGAGAUGCUAUUGCUGUGAUCGAAAAGACUGGUCCUAACUAUGGCGAUUAUGUAUUCCACAUGUUUGCCAAGCCCAAGAAUGCGAGGGAAGAACAAUGGAACGGAUAUCGCAAUGGAGUCGAGGCAGCAAGAGAUAUCUUCAAUGCUGAUGAGGCGCAUUCUAUUUACGAGGCGGAACUCUUGCUACCCAAGAUCCUCGACAAGGCCAAACUCAUCUACGCAGACUCACCACCUUCUAAGGGUGGUAUUGCUGCCACAGCAUCUUGGCUCUGGCGACUAAUCUCUGGAAAAGAUACUCGACCAACCCGAACACCUCUCUACUCCGUCAUGAAUAAGCUUCGUGUGGUCAAGAGUGAAGCAGAGGUCGCUAACAUGCGAAUUGCCGGUCAGAUCUCAGGACGGGUCAUCACAGACGCAAUGCGCCAACCCUGGAAGCGAGAGAAGGAUUUACACUGGUUCCUUGACUACAACUUUGCGGUCAAUGGCUGCGAGGGCCCGGCUUACAUCCCCGUGAUAGCUGGCGGUGAAAGAGCAAACUGCAUUCACUAUACGGUGAACAACAGCACAUUCAAAGAGGACGAAUUCAUCCUCAUCGAUGCGGGCGGCGAGUACGGGACCUACAUCACAGACAUAUCCCGCACAUGGCCAGCUUCCGGCCGCUUCACCCCUGCCCAGCGCGACCUAUACCAAGCCGUCCUCAACGUCCAGCGAUCCAGUGUCUCGCUCUGCAGGGAAAGUUCUAAGCUCUCACUCGAGGACAUUCACAACGUUACGGCGCGGGGUCUUGUUGAUCAACUUCGCGCUAUUGGAUUCGAUGUUACAAUGGCCAACAUCGACCAGCUCUUCCCCCACCAUGUAGGCCACUAUAUCGGUCUUGACGUGCAUGACUGCCCUGGCUACAGCCGUCGCGAGACCCUUCGCCGAGGCCACUGCGUCACCAUCGAGCCGGGUGUUUACGUCCCCCAUGAUGACCGAUGGCCGGCCGCCUUUCGGGGCAUGGGCGUGCGAAUCGAAGACAGCGUAUGCGUAGACGACGAUUCACCUUACAUCCUGUCUACGGAAGCGGUGAAAGAGGUUGAUGAUAUUGAAGCGCUACGAUCAUGA
Messenger RNA from Fusarium coffeatum, 1506 nucleotides. RefSeq lists its product as uncharacterized. The transcript has a single exon. The record is from RefSeq and is a predicted model, not a curated record. The coding region runs from base 1 to 1506 and encodes 501 amino acids. NCBI's taxonomy places the organism in Eukaryota, Fungi, Ascomycota, Sordariomycetes, Hypocreales, Nectriaceae. Gene Ontology annotation, cellular component: mitochondrion. Gene Ontology annotation, molecular function: manganese ion binding; metalloaminopeptidase activity.